CCGCGUCGUGUCGCUGGGGAUUCACUUCCCUGAAGUUUUCCCACAUUUACUGAGGGGGUUUUAGCCAAGAAGAUGGACGUGUCACUCGAGGCACGAACCAAACCGCUCUCUACCUUGUCUUCGUUCAGUUACGUCCCACCGCGACGGAAGGAACCAAAAGAAAGGUCAUACUUCAACAAGGACUCACAGGUCCCCGAAGUCUCCAUGUAUGACCAAGUGUUCCACCAGGACGAGGGUUACGACAUGAGGCUGCGCCGGGAUGACAGAAAACACGAUAAAGGAAGAGGACUGGACAUAAACGAGGAGGAGAAGACCAGAGUAGUUCCUGUGCGCUCCUCUUCAGAAUACGGCCGCCGUCCUGUUCCCAUCCUCUACCAACCGGGUCGGCAAUACUCACGUGUGGCUAGCCUAAAAGCUGAAUACAUGAAAAAUGGGAUCAUCUGGAGUGUGGCAGAAGGCUACGGAUCAGUGGGCCCUAUUUGAAAGCCUGAAGUAUCCCAGCAUGAGAUCAAAGUCUUCACGCUGUAAAAGCAUUUAUUAAUAAACCAGUGUUGUAGUGUGUAGAUCUCAGUUUACUUGAUGGCACUUCAUCCGUCAUGUUAAAGGUCCAGUGUGUAACAUUUGAGGAUCUGUUGGUAGAAAUGGAAUAUAAUAUUCAUAGGUGUGUUUUCAUUAGUGUAUAAUGUUUAACCGCUGUGUUUCUACAGUAGCCCAGAACGGACAAACCAAACACUGGCUCUAGAUAGGGCCUUUUUGGGUCUUUGUGAGUCUUUGUAGUUUCUCCUGUAAGCUUGGAAGGCUGAGCUGUAUUCAAAUGGUUGCAAUCUGUAACCUAACCACUAGAUGUCACUGAAUCUUACACAAUGGUCCUUUAUUCAGAGGACAUUUAAUUACGAUGUAUUAGUAUCAUAUGCUGAUAAUUAAUGAGAAAAGUUGUUAUUUUCAGAGAAAUAUUAUCUGUUAAAAGACCUUAAAGAAUAAAUCCGAAAAUAUGAAGACAGUGACAUUUUCCAGGAAGCUCAAGCUACAUUUUAUAGUUUGGGGCUGAAAUCGCUCCAUCAGUGUGAGCGCCAUUUAAAGGUUCGUGUGGUGCAGACAGUCUAUAAAUCAAAGAGCGUCUUCCAGUUAUUGCAGCUCAAUAUUGCUCAUGAUACCAACGAUCAGAGUCUUGGUGUUCCGCUUUCUGCCUUCAGUAUAAUGGCUGUUUUUAUUAUGGGACUGAAUGUCCUGGAGGAUAGGCACAAUGUGAAUUCUUAAACUGACAGGAUUUCUCUAUUGAGCAUGCCACUGACUACUGAAAGAGAAGAAUUUACAUAAACUGUAGAAGUUACAAAAAAGUGCUUCAACCAAACCUACAAUCAUUCAUUCUGAGCACAUUCAUACUCAUAUUCACGGCUAUAGGUUGCUGGUGUUUGUUCUCCCCUCUGUUUCCUCCUAUGCAGUUGAUUAUUUUGUUACCCUCGCCUUGUGUGAACAGUUCUUUUUGUGCAUCACUAACCUCUUUGAUUCCCUAGUUCUUGGAUUAUUUUUGAAUAUAACUUUUGAACGUACGCAACCGAGAACAACCUCCCACAUAUUAGGAUGUGUUUGAGCGCAGGGAUCUCUCAUUUGCUUCCACCUUUGUACUCUGACAGAAAUAGACCCUUUAUUCUUACAAAUGAUACAGAAUUUCAGUGUAUUUGGUGUCAGAACUGCAGUGUUUAUUUAGGAGGAUCAGGAGCUAAUACACAAGGUGGCUUUUCGAAAGUAGAAAGUAAAAAAAAUAGCAAAAUGACAAUGUUGUGAUACAGAUUAGUAUUUAGUCACAGAAGCCUUUGGUUUCACACGUCAGUCAGCAGAUUUAUCCUCAGAGAUUUCUGUGCAGUCCCGCAGUAAAGCUUAAUGCAUCACAGGGCAUUUCACCUGGACGGCCCUUAUUAUUACCACAGGUAUUGGCAAUACAAUCAUUUCUGAAUGUUCAUAUUUUAUAAAUAUUUUAAAAGAAAAAAUAAAUCUGAUAUAAGUACUCCUUAAAAGUAUUAACAGAGACAUUGGUAUUUUUUUAUUAAAGGGUAUGUUGGUAAAUGUGAUAAAGGUAGUGGAGCUACUCUAAAAUAGACACCAGUGUUCAUUCUGCA
Morone saxatilis (striped sea-bass) is the source of this 2117-nucleotide messenger RNA. It is a transcript of the gene cfap90, whose product is annotated as chromosome unknown C5orf49 homolog. The coding region runs from base 73 to 483 and encodes 136 amino acids. The transcript has 3 exons. NCBI's taxonomy places the organism in Eukaryota, Metazoa, Chordata, Actinopteri, Moronidae. The record is from RefSeq and is a predicted model, not a curated record.